This is a messenger RNA of Annulohypoxylon maeteangense, 1272 nucleotides long. RefSeq lists its product as uncharacterized. Gene Ontology annotation, molecular function: zinc ion binding; DNA-binding transcription factor activity, RNA polymerase II-specific. Bases 1 to 1272 code for a protein of 423 amino acids. The transcript has 2 exons. Lineage: Eukaryota; Fungi; Ascomycota; Sordariomycetes; Xylariales; Hypoxylaceae. Gene Ontology annotation, biological process: regulation of DNA-templated transcription. The record is from RefSeq and is a predicted model, not a curated record.
AUGGAUGACAGGUCCAACUUUCUCGGUCGACGACGUGAUCGACCCGGUGCUAUCAGGCAGCGACAGUGCUUCGGCUUCUACUUCGGCGUCGAAGCAAUACGACGCGUAAAAUGCGACGAAACCAAGCCGGCAUGCACGCGGUGCACCAGCACAGGCCGUAAAUGCGACGGAUACGGGGGCACCGCACCACCGCGUCCGAAGAAAUCGCCCUCGGCACCAUCCUCAUCCUUCUCCCCACCAUUAGCAACAACUUCAGCAGUAACAGACCCUUUCCUAGUGCCUGAAUCGGCCGCCGGCCCGUCAGACCCGUACCUAACCAAGCGGCACGAACUAGCGCGGCACAGCUUCGCUGCAGCGUGCAGGGGAAACUCCGCCUUGCGGAUCCUACGACCACUAGCCGCCGACAUCGAGGGGACGGAGCAGGAGCGGCAGUACUUCCACCGGUUCCGACGGGCGGCUGAGGCCGGGCUGGCUAUGCACGCGAGUAGUCUAGGAGCCGGAUUCUGGCGACGCCUAGUUCCGUUGGUAGGGCAGUCAGACCCAGCGGUGCGGCACGCACUUAUCGCACUAGGAGCCGCACACGAGAGCGCGCAGUUACAGCAGGAGCAAGCACAAAACCACAACAUAGCAACAGCCACGAUAGAAAACCCAGCGUCAGGAGUCCCCUCGCGAAGUAGAAGUCCGGACGUUAUGCAACACCACCAACACCACCAACAACUAUCCUACAUCUCGACACCCCCACCAGAAGACAACAGCGCAAGCAUAGACCAACUAGAGCUCUUCAUGAUCCAGCAGUACAACCUCUCGAUCUACCACCUCCAGCAACACGUCCAACCCGGAUCGCCAGCCGAAAGCGUCGAGAUCACGCUGAUCUGCUGCCUCGUAUUCGUCUGCAUCGAGACCUCGCGCGGGAACGAAGCCGCGGCCCUAGCACACGUUGCGAACGGCCUCCAGAUCAUCAAGGCCCUACCUCCAGACUCGGAACUUGUACACUUUCCCCCUGGGUCAAGCGGAGGCAAAACUAGAGCUGGCGGUAGUGCUACAAGUGCCGCAUCAACGAGCGGUUCCUCACCGCGUAUAUCCCGUUCCGACUGGCGCCAGCUCCUCGACUUCUUCCUCGCCCUCGAGCCUAGCGCUGCCACGUACGGCUUCACCAGCAGCCAACCCCCGACUCCGCCGUGCCCGACGAUGAGCGCGUGGGGAACACCGCUAGAGUGUUUCGACGAGAUGUUGCCACAGUGGGAUAUGGAAGGCGCCGAUGUAGAAAUAUAA